ACAAAAAUGGGGGUAUAAGAUUGCUGAUGGUUGGAGGAGUUUCCAUUACACUACGGAGAAGAGAUGAGAUGAAGUUCUGAAUCUUCUGAUUACAGUUCACAAAGAGCUUCAUCAACACACUCACUCACACUCACACACACACUCUCUCUCUCUCAACUUACUGAUCUGUUACGUCGAAGCUCUCUCAGUUGAAUUCUCAAUGUUCUCUCUCAUUCUCCGGCGAUCGCUCCGGCAACCCCUGCGCCGCCACCACCACCACCACACUCCUACUAGCCCCUAUUCCGAACCCCUCAAGUCUCUAUCCUCCGCCCCGCGCCAAAACCCUAGCCACAUCCGCUCAUUCUGCUCCGCUUCUUCUUCUUCUUCUUCUUCGUCCAUCUCCGAUUCCGAGUUCCGGAAGUACGUCGGCUACUUCGUCCUCGUCCUCGGCUGCGGCGCUGCCACCUACUACUCCUUCCCCUUCUCCGAAAACGCGAAGCACAAGAAGGCCCAGCUCUUCCGCUACGCUCCCCUCCCGGAGGAUCUCCACACCGUGUCCAAUUGGAGCGGCACUCACGAGGUCCAAACUCGGGUCUUCCUCCAGCCCGAGACGCUCCAGGAACUUGAAACCAUUGUCUCCGAUGCCAAUCGCAACAAGCAGAAGAUCCGCCCUGUCGGGUCGGGCCUCUCGCCCAAUGGUAUCGGAUUGACUAGGCAAGGGAUGGUGAAUUUGGCUCUGAUGGAUGAGGUUUUGGAGGUGGAUAAGGAGAAGAAGACAGUCCGGGUCCAAGCCGGGGUUCGGGUUCAGCAGCUCGUUGAUGGGAUCAAAGAUUACGGGCUCACCUUGCAGAACUUUGCAUCCAUUAGGGAACAGCAGAUUGGUGGCAUUAUUCAGGUUGGUGCACAUGGCACUGGUGCAAAGUUGCCUCCUAUUGAUGAGCAGGUCAUUGGAUUGAAACUGGUUACUCCUGCCAAAGGAACAAUAGAUAUUUCUAAAGAGAAAGAUCCAGAACUCUUCUAUCUUGCUCGCUGUGGACUUGGGGGCCUUGGUGUAGUUGCUGAAGUUACUCUUCAGUGUGUAGAUAGAGAAGAGCUUGUUGAGCACACAUAUGUCUCAACUAUGAAAGAGAUAAAGAAAAAUCACAAGAAGUUGCUAUCUGAGAAUAAACAUAUCAAGUAUCUUUAUAUUCCAUAUACAGACACUGUUGUAGUUGUGAGGUGCAACCCUGUUUCCAUGUGGAAAGGUCCACCCAAGUUUAAACCAAAAUAUAGUCAUGAUCAAGCUAUACAGCAUGUUCAAGAUCUCUACAAGGAGUCUCUCCAGAAGUACAGACCUGAAGUGAUCACAGAUAAAUCUGUGGACAAUGAUGAACAAGACAUAAAUGAGCUUUCAUUUACAGAGCUACGAGAUAAACUACUUGCUCUUGAUCCCCUCAACAAAGACCAUGUAAUGAAGGUCAACCAAGCUGAAGCAGAGUUCUGGAGGAAGUCUGAAGGAUACAGGGUAGGUUGGAGUGAUGAGAUUCUGGGCUUUGACUGUGGUGGCCAACAGUGGGUAUCAGAGACCUGUUUUCCUGCUGGAACUCUAACAAAGCCUACCAUGAAAGAUCUUGAAUACAUAGAAGAUCUGAUGCAGCUCAUAGAUAAGGAAAUGAUACCAGCACCUGCUCCUAUAGAACAGCGAUGGACAGCUCGCAGCAAAAGCCCCAUGAGCCCAGCUUCAAGCCCAGUGGAGGGUGAUAUUUUCUCAUGGCAUACCUGCGUGAAAAGAAAGGCAACAUUGCUGCGACAGCAGUAGGAAUUGAAUGUGCAAUUAUGGACAAAGCACGUGGGUGCAGCACAGUAUGAAGCCAAUGUGUUGAUUUCCAGAAAUUAAGAUGUGGAUGUGUCAGAGGUGCAAUGACAAAUUAAACUUUAAUAUAUUUAUAUGUAUGAAAUUAAAAGAAAAAAUGCAGAAAAUAAAUUCCUUUUCAUUCUAUGAAGAUAGUAAGACAACUUUAUUCUCUAUGUUUAUAUGUUUUGAAAGAAGUCUUGACUAGAAUUUGUUACUUUUAGAAGUUUUUUUUUUAAACAAAAUUUUCAAACAAAUUGGUCAUACUUUUUCUGUUUGUGCGUGUGUAUGCUCUAUAAGGACUUUGUUUAUUUGUGUUUACAGAGACUGCUUUGACUCCUGUGACCUUUCUGUAUUGUGUCUAUCUCACCGGUUAGCAACAUGUAUUAAACCUGUUGAGAGAGAGUUUAGAUAGAAUAGAAAUCCUUUCUUAUUUAUUCCAUGCAUAUGAAGCUCUACAUAUACAAGGAGUAUGCUAAUAAAUCUCCCAAAAACUAGGAAUGGAUAACAACCUAAUAAGUAGGAACAAUAAUCUUCUAUAAUUUACAGAUUUAUACAAAACAUUAAAACUUAAACUUGAUUUAUCCUCUUAGGCUUCAUGCUUCCUUAUCUUCUUAUCAUUAAUCGCCACUCCUUAUCUUCUACCUGAUAAGCUCUUUUAUCCAUAACACUCCCCCUCAAGAUUGAGAAUGGAUAUCAUCAAUUCCAAGCUUGCUAGUCAACUUUUGAUACGCAGCUGUAGGCAACCUUUUAGUGAGAAUAUCUGCAAGUUGUUCACAAGAUGAUAUAUAUGGAGUACGUAUUAGACCACUAUCCAAUUUUUCCUUAAUUAAGUGUCGGUCCACCUCAACAUGCUUGGUUCUAUCAUGUUAUAUAGGAUUGUGAGCAAUAUUGAUUGCUGAUUUGUUGUCACAAUGUAGUCUCAUUGGUUCCACCAAAGUGAUCUUCAAAUCAUCUAACAAAAUUUUCAACCAAAGUAACUCACAUACCCCCAACGCCAUGGAUUUGAACUCUGCCUCUGCACUUGACCGGACCACCACAUUUUGUUUUUUGCUUCUCCAAGUUACAAGAUUACCCCCUAGAAAGGUACAAUAGCUGGAUGUAGAUCUUUUGUCCACCACUGACCCUACAUAAUCUGCAUCAGUAUAGGCUUUAAGUAUCAUACUUCGUCCCCUUUUGAACAUAAUGCCUUUCCCUGGUGUCCCUUUCAAGUAAUGGAGUAUUCUAAAAACUGCUCUAAGGUGAGUUUCUUUCGGACUAUGCAUGAAUUGAUUGACCACCCCUACUGCAUAUGCAAUAUCUGGCCGAGUGUGAGCUAGAUAAAUUAGUUUCCCUACUAGCCUUUGGUAGGAUUCUUUCUCCACCUCUUUAUCUUCUGGAACCUUCCCCAAUUUGUGGUUGAAUUCAAUCGGGGUAGUAGCAGCCUUACAACCUAGCAGCCCGGUUUCUGUUAGCAAGUCCACAAUAUACUUUUGUUGAGAAAUAAAGAUGCCCUCUUUUGAGUGUGCAACUUCUAUGCCUAAGAAGUAUUUCAAUCUCCCCAAGUCUUUAAUUUCAAACUCUUUAAUUAGGCAUUCCUUUAAUCUAGUCAUACCUUCUUCAUCAUUUUCAGUCACAAUAAUAUCAUCCACAUAUACUAAAAGGACUGUUACUCCCCCUGUGGUCGAGUGAUGGAUGAAGAGUGUAUGGUUUCCUUGACUUUGUUUAUACCCUAAGGUAAGCAUCACAUGGGUAAACUGGCCAAACCAGGCCCUAGGAGACUGUUUAAGGCCAUACAAUGCUUUUUUCAGUCUGCACACUACCUGCCCGCGAGUAUCUGUACUAUAGCCCGAUGGUAAGUCUAUGUAAACUUCCUCCUCUAGGUCUCCAUGCAAGAAGGCAUUUUUUACAUCAUAUUGCAUUAAUGGCUAGUCGAGGUUAGCAGCUAGAGAUAGGAGAACUCUCACUGUAUUUAGCUUUGCAACUGGGGCAAAGGUGUCUAGAUAGUCGAUGCCAUACACUUGGGUGUAUCCCUUGGCUACUAGCCUUGCCUUAUGCCGAUUGAGGGUCCCAUCGGAUUUGUAUUUGAUUGUAUACACCCAUUUGCAUCCUACCGGUUGUUUUCCUUUGGGUAAUUAAACUAGCUCCCAAGUGUUGUUUUUUUCAAGGGCUGCCAUCUCGACUUCCAUGGCAUUCCUCCAAUUCUCAUCCCUUAUUGUUUUGGAAAAAUGGUGAGGAAUUGGAAUGGUAUGUUGGCUGGUUAGGAAGGUUUUGUGUUGGGUAGACAAUUUGGAGUAGGAUAGGACCAGGUGCAAAGGAUGUUGAGUGCAGGUCUUGGUGCCUUUUCUGAGGGCUAUAGGCCAUUCCAGAUCACUGGGGGAAAAGGUAGGGUCACUUUGAGGUAUAAGAUGUUCAGUUAUAGAUGCAGUGGAGUCAAUAGAAAUGAUAGAAUUGCUACCUACUGGUUUCACAAGAGAGCUGCUGGUGUUGGUGUUGGGAACAGGUGCAGGGGAGGAAUUAAAUUCUUGGAUCUGCACCGAGCUAGCAGCCAGCUUCUACUGCCUUGAGUAGACCUGCAGGGGAGGAGUACUUGGUGAGGUUUCCUCGAGAGCCUUGUCUGGUGCAUCCUCUGUAGUAACCGGACCUGGUAAGGAGGUAGGUUGAGAUGAAAGAUCUAGAUUAGGUACGGAUAUGACUUGAUUUCCCUCGGCAACUUUUUUACUGUCAUGAGAGUGAUCAAAAUAGGGAGAAUUUUCCACAAAAGUAACAUUAGCCGAGACAAAAAAUCUUUUGGAAGGAGUGUGGUAACACUUUAGCCCUUUUGGCUGGAGGAAUAUCCAAUAAAAAUGCAUUUUAGAGUGCGGGGAUCUAAUUUGUCUCUAUUAGGGUUGUGAACAUGCACGAAGGAUACACACCCAAAUAUUUUUGGUUUCCAGUAGCUAGAUAUAUGUAAAUUAGAAAAUAGUUGCUUAAGAGUUGAAGAGGGCUAUAGGAUCCAAGAGUUUGAGAUCGCAGUCUAUUAAUAAGGGUAGUGGCUGUUAGAACAGCCUCUCCCCAAUAAUUUUUUGGAACAUUAUGGUGAAAAAGUAAUGCCCUAGUCACAACCAAUAGAUGUCAAUUUUUCCGCUCAGUCACCCCAUUUUGUUGGGGUGUAUAUGGACAAGAUGAUUCAUGAAUAAUUCAUUUUUGUUGAAAAAAUUGUGUGAGGGAUUGAUUGAAAAAAUCUUUGACAUUAUCAGUCCUUAGCCUCUCGAUUGGCACUCCAAAUUGAGUACUAAUCAUGUUAUAGAAGUUAGGAAAAAUAGUGCUCUCUUCAGAUUUGUUUUUCAUAAGAAACAACCACAUUACCCUAGUGCAAUCAUCCACAAAUAUUAUGAACCACCGUGCCCCAGAAAGAUUGGGAAUAGUUGCAGGGCUCCAAACAUCACUAUGGAUAAGAGAGAAUGGACUAGAGGUUCAUUUAUUGGAUGAAGGGUAAGACACCCUUUUAUGUUUAGCAAAUUCACAAAUAGGACAAUGAAAGUCUUGAAUAUCACAACUCCUAAACAAAGCUGGAAACAUAACUCUUAAGAGUAAAAACGAAGGGUGACCAAGACGAUGGUGAUGUAACCAGAUCUGGUCCUUAUUAGAUUGCACCAAACAAGACACAAGAUUCACCUUGUCCUUGUUUUCCUCCCCAUUUGAUCCAUCAAAGUAGUAUAGGCCAACCCUAGCUUUAGCAAGCCCAAUCCUCUUCUUCAACCCUUGUCCUUGAAUUUCAUAGCAAGUAGAAGAAAAAUUAACACUGCAAUUGUUGUCUAGGGUAAGCUUUUGAAUGAAGAUGAGGUUGGUGAAGAGUUUAGGGACAUGGAGAACAUCCUUGAGAGUUAGAUGGUUAUUAAGGAUAAUAUUUCCUUGGCCAGCAACAGUGGUCAAUGAGCCAUUUGCCAGGGUUAUCUUUUUAGAGCUUGAACAAGGGCUAUAGGUAAUGAAACAAUGGGAUAAAGGGGUCAUGUGAUAUGUUGCCCCAGAAUCAAGAAUCCAAGAAUUAGAUUGGGUUAUUCCCGAAGCAUGUGGGAUAAGAGAAUGAGAGGACAUACCUGUAAGUGCAAGAGAACAGGUACCUUUUUCUUUCUUGUUAAGAGAGUCUAGAAAGUUUCUUAACUUUUCAAUUUUUGCCCUGUUAAAAUCCAAGCCAUCUGCCUGCUCCUUAUGUUUCCCUUGCUUGUGCUUUGCCUGCUAGUGAUUGCUGGCCAUAUAGGCUUGAUUUUGGACCCCAAGUUGUCCUCCUUUAGAUAGUUUUCCAUGUAACUUCCAGCAUCUCUCUAUGGUAUGCCUUGGUUUCUUGCAAAAAGUACACCAUAGAGAGUCUCGAGAAUCUCUAUUGCUGGAAGUCUUAUCUCCAGCAGCCUUCCUUUCCUCCUCAGGACUUCUCAAUGCUAUUAAUGCUGACUUUUCUAUAGGAGCAGUGUCAAGCAUUACUCCUCUUCUUCCUUCUUCAGCCCGAAUUAGAGAGAUUACCUUUAGGGAAGGUAUAUCCUCUUUGCCAAGUAUUUGAACCCUGACUCCAUCAAACUCCAUAUUAAGACCUGCCAAAAAAUCAUAGGUUCUUUCCUUUUCCACAAAUCUUUUAUGUAAGGCUGCAUCUUCACUGCAUUUCAUCUUUAGGCAUUGAUAAUGAUCUAAUUCUUGCCAUAGAGUUUGCAGCACAUUAGAGUACUCAGUAAUAGAUUUUACCCCUUGUUUGGUUGCUGCAAUCUUAGUCCGAACCUCAUAUAUUUGUGUUGCAUCCUUCACUUUAGAAUAAGUGAGGUUGACAGCCUCCCAAAUAUCCUUAGCGGUUGUUAAAAACAUCAUCGUAUCACUUAUCUCGGGCACCAUCGAAUUCCAAAGCCAAGACAUAACUAGAGAGUCCUCCUCAUCCCAUGCAGCAAACAUGGGAUCUCCUUCUUUAGGGCCGGUCCUUAAGAGAUGACUGAUCUUACCUUUACCUUUGAGAAAGGUCUGGAUAAGUUGGGACCACUUUAGGUAGUUUCUCCCAUUCAAUCGGUAGGCUGCCUAGAGAUUUUGUAGUUCUCCCCCAUUACUCGAGUUGCUAGAUCCAGUGAAUGGGGUUUCUGAUGGGCUGCUUGUUUCAACCGUCUCUGGUGUAGGAUUGGUGUUGGAGACGUAGACAUCUUAGGAAGAUCUUGGACUUACUUAUUGGGUGAUGGACCAAACGGAUGAAGGAAAAAAAAACAGAUGAAAGAAACAACUCUAUCGGGUGAAGGAGAAAGCCACAACUGACUUUGAUCACUUCUAGGAACGGAACAAGAAAACAGGCCAGAAUGGCACUAAGCAGUGAAAAAACGGCAAUGAAGGCCUAAAUAGAAUUCCCUAGAAAGCAGGCUUUGAUACCAUGUUGAGAGAGAGUUUAGAUAGAAUAGAAAUCCUCUCUUAUUUAUUCCAUGCGUAUGAAGCUCUAUAUAUACAAGGAGUAUGCUAAUAAAUCUCCUAAAAACUAGAAAUGGAUAACAGCCUAAUAAGUAGGAACAAUAAUCUUGUAUAAUUUACAGAUUUAUACAAAACAUUAAAACUUAAACUUGAUUCAUCCUCUUAGGCUUCUUGCUUCCUUAUCUUCUUAUCAUUAACCGCCACUCCUUAUCUUCUAGCUGAUAAGCUCUUUUGUCCGUAACAAAACCACCGAAACUACCACAACACCAUUCACAAGCCUUAAUCCCACUAGUGGGUUUGGCUAAACCAACCGAAAUUUUAUAAAGUUUGACACUUUUGGAACCUUGUCAAACUGUGGUAGGCCAUUCAAACUGAAAAGUUUAGUGUUAAUAUUUUAUUUAUGAAUGCCGCAAAUUUGGGAAUUGAUUGAAUUUCAUUUGUGCCUAUUGUUGCGUUAAUUGUGGAAAUUAGGAAGCCUGAGGCGUUAUUUGGUUAAUCAGAACAUUCUCAUCUACUUAAAAGUUGUG
This is a messenger RNA of Diospyros lotus (date-plum), 7728 nucleotides long. RefSeq names its product L-galactono-1,4-lactone dehydrogenase, mitochondrial. NCBI's taxonomy places the organism in Eukaryota, Viridiplantae, Streptophyta, Magnoliopsida, Ericales, Ebenaceae. The transcript has 6 exons. The coding region runs from base 200 to 1777 and encodes 525 amino acids. The record is from RefSeq and is a predicted model, not a curated record. Gene Ontology annotation, cellular component: membrane. Gene Ontology annotation, molecular function: FAD binding; galactonolactone dehydrogenase activity; D-arabinono-1,4-lactone oxidase activity.